UUGUAAAUGAAAUAGUCGACUUUUGCUAUGAUUUAAAUAAUAUUUUAAAAACUAAUUUAUAAAUACUGUAAUUGUAAAUGUAUGUGUGUCAUGAAGAGGAUAAAUCAGCAAGACCACAACCAUUCGGAGACUAAAGAGCACUUCGCAAAAACUUUCACUGGAAAGUUAUUUAUUUUUUGCUUAGGGAGUGUGUAUUGAUGUGCGAAUGGCAUCCUCCCUAUAAAGUUUACUCUCAGACAGUGCAGGGUAAACCGUCAGUACUUUUCAAGCACUCGUUAGCAUAUCAUACACUAACUUAACUUGCAUCUCAUCUCAUUUUAUUUAAACCAUUCAAUUUAUUUAUUUCACAAUGUUUACUUCAAAACUGUUUCACUUUUGUUUAACUAUUUUAUCUUUUUUAUUGAUAACAGUGUUUUUAUUUCUUGAUUGCGUCGAAUCUAACGCAACAGAUACAAAUUUAACUAAAAGGUUUCCACUGCUAAUGCCAAAGAAAUCAAUUUAUUACGAUUUAUCGAGUCGUCAACCAUUUGAACUUGAGAUUGAUGAUACAGAAAGGCUGCCAGAGUCACCCUUAAAAUAUGUAUCGCGUGGUGUCGGGUGUAAUUGCAAUAAUUUAACAUGCGGGUGUUGCGCUGGUGUCAAUUUAGAGUUUUUCAAUUUUGACCAAAAGGCCUGUUCAAAUAUAACACUUAUUCCUGAAGAAUUUGCUAUGGAUUUCCAUCUAAUUGUUAACGAUAAUGAAGUUCUGAAGCAGCGUAUAACUGGAAAAAAUCCUCCACCGCUGUGUAUGCCACUCAGUUUUUUUCCCAUCAUUAGUUUCUGUGUUCGUGUCUUCGAUAUCGGUAUAAUUGAAAAUAAAGUACGCGCAUGUAUGGAUUUUGAAACUCGUAUUACAUCCUGGCCAAUUUUUGUUCUUCAUUUCAAUUGUGUUAAAGUAGGAACUGAUGGUGUCUCAUGGGUACCACCAACAUCCCCGAAUCAUAAGCCAACAUCAUUGGUUGAAACAAAUUUAAAUCCAACAAAGCCUGGAUUUUUAGUACCGGAAGUUUAUGAUGAAGUUAAUUUUGAGCCGGCUGAUCAAAUAGUUGCCUCAAAUUUUUCAAACGUCACACCUGAAGACGAACAACAAAUUGGUAGUCUUAAAUUAUAAUUUAUUUGUUUUUUUAUUUAUUUAUUUAUUUAUUUAUUUAUAUAUUUACUAUCUUAUGUAUGGUGGAAAUCAUUAGUUUUAUGAAUAAAAAUUAAUUAAAAAUUGAACUGGAAAGUGUUAACUAAAUACACAAGGUGAGCAAAUAAUGAGUUGUAUGAUAUAUAU
Microplitis demolitor is the source of this 1315-nucleotide messenger RNA. RefSeq lists its product as uncharacterized. The record is from RefSeq and is a predicted model, not a curated record. Lineage: Eukaryota; Metazoa; Arthropoda; Insecta; Hymenoptera; Braconidae. The coding region runs from base 350 to 1150 and encodes 266 amino acids. The transcript has 3 exons.